Molecule: messenger RNA, 1510 nt
Organism: Tribolium madens (black flour beetle)
Lineage: Eukaryota; Metazoa; Arthropoda; Insecta; Coleoptera; Tenebrionidae
Product: tetraspanin-33-like
Exons: 6
Coding region: 241-1089 (282 amino acids)
Biological process (GO): protein maturation; protein localization to plasma membrane
Cellular component (GO): membrane
Source: RefSeq, a predicted model, not a curated record
AGAAAAAAACUCAAAAUUUAAUUUUUUUUGAAAAAAAGUUUAUGGGGUUUUUUAUUUUCAACUCAUGGCAACACUGAACGCUUGAUAAAUCGACGUAGGUGUUUGACAGUUGUAGUUUAUUGACAAACAAUACCCGAUUCUCUCAAAUUCUCCUAAUUACAUUCAUAUUCCGUGUCGAAAUGUUAAACUAAUAAAAACCUGUGAUCCAUACAAACUUACUCAAUGGUCUAACUUUAGAAAAUGCCACACAGACGGGAAUAUCGACGCCCCACAACCAGUAGUUUUACUUAUGUUAGUUCAUGUGUGAAGUACUUAAUUUUUGUCCUAAACUUUAUUUUUUGGCUGUUUGGAGGAUUACUCAUAGGGAUUGGCUUGUACGCCUUUGUCGACAAAUGGCAAUUAACAGGAUGGGUGAAACUCGAAAAUGUGUACGAUGUGAUUUUAAACGUAUCCUUAGUCAUGGUACUGAUGGGAGGGGUGAUUUUUAUUGUGAGUUUUGCUGGGUGUGUGGGGGCUCUCAGAGAAAACACCUGUCUGCUCAAAUUUUACUCUUUGUGUCUCCUUAUCUUCUUUUUAUUGGAAAUGGGUAUUGCUAUAAUGGGGUUUGUUUUUCCACACACCAUGCAGUCGAUCCUUGAGGAGAAUUUCACAGAUAAGAUUAUACACACAUAUAGGGAUGACCCAGACUUGCAGAAUUUUAUAGAUUUCGCCCAACAGGAGUUUCGCUGCUGUGGCCUCAGCUCUGAGGGUUACAUGGACUGGUCCAAGAACGAGUAUUUUAACUGUAGUUCCCCCAGUGUUGAGCACUGUGGAGUGCCAUUCUCUUGUUGUAUUAACGCAACUGACAUUAGUUCAGGUCUAGUCAAUAUAAUGUGUGGUUACGGCGUCCAGACUUUAUCAGUGGCUGAAGCGAAUAAGAAAGUUUGGACUUCCGGUUGUAUUGAAAUCGUCCGCUCGUGGGCUGAACGUAAUUUGUACACAAUUGCUGGAAUCGCACUUGGGGUCGCUCUAUCCCAGUUGUUUGUUAUCUAUCUUGCCAAAACACUGGAGGGACAGAUAGAUUUGCAAAAGUCAAGGUGGGCUAGUUGAAAUAUAGGGUAUAUUUGUAAAUAUGACGUACUGCCAUUUUAAACUGUACUGUCCUUUUCAAUGUUUUCUAGUGUAGUAAUGUAAGUCUUAAAAUUUGUUCCAUUAGUUGUGUUUGUUUCGCAUCUGAACUGCUCAGCUCAAAGCUCAAUGUAUGGAGUAGUUAAUUUUUGACUUGGGUAAAGUUGGUACUGCUUUUACCGCCAGUAUACAGUGAGUUUAUUAUUUAACCAAUUUUUGUUUUUUCAGCUGUUUAGAGGGAAAUAGAGUAUAUACUUUUACUGAACAAAAAUAAUCAUUGUGAUCUAUUCAAAUAAUCAUUAGAAAUUAUAUUUGAUAAAUUGUAUAAAUUCCAAUUUUUAUUAAUAUAGUUGUUACAUAAAAAUUGUAUUAGUGUACAAGAAAAUAUAUUUAUAAAAAUAAA